Messenger RNA from Onychomys torridus (southern grasshopper mouse), 1524 nucleotides. RefSeq names its product glutamate decarboxylase like 1 (gene Gadl1). The coding region runs from base 16 to 1524 and encodes 502 amino acids. Gene Ontology annotation, molecular function: carboxy-lyase activity; pyridoxal phosphate binding. Lineage: Eukaryota; Metazoa; Chordata; Mammalia; Rodentia; Cricetidae. The record is from RefSeq and is a predicted model, not a curated record. Gene Ontology annotation, cellular component: cytoplasm. Gene Ontology annotation, biological process: carboxylic acid metabolic process. The transcript has 14 exons.
ACUGUCCAGAAGGAGAUGACCCCUAGUAAGAAGAGCCCUGUCCUUGUGGAUGGGGUUGUACUUAAUGGACCUCAAACUGAUGUGAAAGCAGGAGAAAAAUUUGUUGAAGAAGCCUGUAGGCUAGUAAUGGAAGAGGUGGUUUUGAAAGCUACGGAUGUCAAUGAAAAGGUGUGUGAAUGGCAGCCCCCUGAGCAGCUGAGGCAACUCCUUGAUCUGGAGAUGAGGGACACAGGAGAGCCACAGGACAAGCUGCUGAAACUCUGCCAAGAUGUCAUCCACUUCAGCGUCAAAACCAACCAUCCAAGAUUUUUCAACCAGUUGUAUGCUGGCCUUGAUUACUACUCCUUGGCAGCCCGGAUUAUAACAGAAGCACUUAAUCCAAGCAUUUAUACGUAUGAGGUGUCCCCAGUGUUUCUGUUAGUGGAAGAGGCGGUUCUGAAGAAAAUGAUUGAAUUUGUUGGCUGGAAAGAAGGGGAUGGAAUAUUUAACCCAGGUGGCUCAGUGUCCAAUAUGUGUGCAAUGAAUUUAGCUAGAUACAGAUAUUACCCUGAUGUUAAGGAGAAGGGCCUGUCUGGUUUGCCACGAUUAAUCCUUUUCACAUCGGCAGAGUGUCAUUACUCCAUGAAGAAAGCGGCCUCCUUCCUUGGGAUUGGUACCCAGAACGUGUACUUUGUGGAAACAGAUGGAAGAGGUAAAAUGAUACCCGAGGAGCUGGAGAAACAAGUCUGGCAAGCAAGAAAAGAGGGGGCUGUGCCAUUUCUUGUCUGUGCCACAUCUGGCACCACUGUGCUGGGUGCCUUCGACCCCCUGGAUGAGAUUGCUGAGGUCUGUGAGAGGCAUGCCCUCUGGCUCCACGUGGAUGCCUCCUGGGGUGGCUCAGCUUUGUUGUCAAGAAAGCACCGCCAACUCCUUCAUGGAAUCCACAGGGCUGACUCUGUGGCCUGGAAUCCGCACAAGAUGCUGAUGGCUGGAAUCCAGUGCUCUGCUCUACUCAUCAAGGACAAAUCUGAUCUUCUUAAGAAGUGCUACUCUGCCAAAGCGACCUACCUGUUCCAGCAGGAUAAAUUCUAUGAUGUCAGCUACGACACAGGAGACAAAUCCAUCCAGUGUAGCAGGAGACCUGAUGCAUUCAAAUUCUGGAUGACCUGGAAGGCUCUGGGCACAUUAGGACUGGAGGAGAGAGUUAAUCGUGCCUUUGCUCUAUCUAGGUACCUGGUAGAUGAAAUAAAGAAAAGAGAAGGAUUCAAGUUACUAAUGGAACCUGAAUACACCAAUGUUUGCUUUUGGUACAUUCCACCGAGUCUCAGAGAGAUGGAAGAGGGACCAGAGUUCUGGAAAAAGCUUAGCUUGGUGGCUCCAGCCAUUAAGGAGAAAAUGAUGAAGAAGGGCAGUCUCAUGCUGGGCUACCAGCCCCACCGAGGGAAGGUCAACUUCUUCCGCCAAGUGGUCAUCAGCCCUCAAGUGAGCCGGGAAGACAUGGACUUCCUGCUAGAUGAGAUAGACAGCUUGGGGAGGGAUAUGUAG